CUCAAUGAUAUAUCUACCAAUAAUGUAUUUACCGCGAGCAAUGGUCUGACGGCCUUUGUUAACUGGUAUCAACGACAACGUGGGAUAACUGCUAGCGAUCACUACAUGUUGUUCACUGGACACGAUAUCGCAUCAGAAACGGCAGCAGGCAACCCAUCAAGGACCUGCACCAAAUAUGGCGUCUCUAUCAUAGAAAAUCAGUUCAGUGGAAUGGUGGGGCUGGAUGCUGCAAGACAGUUAGGUCGCAGUCUGUCUGCAGUAUAUGAUAAGGAUACAAGCUGUUCUGACGCCAAACAAUUUGUAAUGUCGUCUGCAUUUGUCAUCCCUGUGUCUGCUGUUAAUGAGGGAAACCCGUGGAAGUUCUCGACUUGCUCAGUCAACAGCUUCAAAAGUUAUCUGAGAACUGGUUUUAUUCUUGCUGUCAGUGGUUUUAUUCUUGCUGUCAGCGGUUUUAUUCUUGCUGUCAGCGGUUUUAUUCUUGCUGUCAGUGUUUAA
Molecule: messenger RNA, 495 nt
Organism: Physella acuta
Lineage: Eukaryota; Metazoa; Mollusca; Gastropoda; Physidae
Biological process (GO): proteolysis
Molecular function (GO): metalloendopeptidase activity
Source: RefSeq, a predicted model, not a curated record